ACUAAAUCUCUUUUUUUCUAAGCUAGCUCUUCUUGUUAGUGUUACUUCUGUUAUUAAUUUAUUUACUUGUAAUCGAAAAAGGAUUUCACCGCCGUCAAAAUGGCCAAACGUACAAAGAAAGUAGGAAUUGUAGGUAAAUAUGGUACCCGAUAUGGUGCCUCGCUGCGUAAGAUGGUCAAGAAAAUUGAAAUCACCCAGCACAGCAAAUAUACCUGUUCGUUCUGUGGAAAAGAAUCCAUGAAGAGAACUUGUGUAGGAAUUUGGUCAUGCAAAAGGUGUAGACGAACUGUAGCAGGUGGAGCUUAUGUAUAUUCUACAACCGCUGCAACCACUGUACGAUCCGCAAUCAGACGUUUGAGGGAAGUGAACGACUUGUAAUUUCCAACAUUUGAUCAUUAUCUAAUAUAAGGACAUUAAAAAAAUAAAAUUGUUAUUUUUUUCCUUAUCCUUUUAAA
This is a messenger RNA of Acyrthosiphon pisum (pea aphid), 455 nucleotides long. It is a transcript of the gene RpL37A, whose product is annotated as ribosomal protein L37A. The coding region runs from base 100 to 378 and encodes 92 amino acids. Gene Ontology annotation, cellular component: ribosome. Gene Ontology annotation, molecular function: structural constituent of ribosome. Gene Ontology annotation, biological process: translation. The transcript has 3 exons. NCBI's taxonomy places the organism in Eukaryota, Metazoa, Arthropoda, Insecta, Hemiptera, Aphididae. The record is from RefSeq and is marked validated.